UGUGAGUGCAAAGGCUGCUGGGAUUCCCAAACCUUGGCAGGGAGAGCUAAGCGCUAGUCGGGACAAGGCAAACUUCCUUUAUCCUGAAGUAGCCUUAAAGAUCACGGGAGAGUGACCUGCUGUCCUUUUUAUAUCAUGAGCCUUUAGGACAAAAAGGGGCAGUUGCAGAGUUAUCACUAACACAUUAGCAACCUUAAAAUAAAAAACACACACAUAACACUUUUAAGGAUGGUAGAGCUGAAUCCUACACAACCAUCAGAUGGAUCAGACAACUGGCCAGCAAUCACCACCAAUUCCAUCCAGCCCAUCCACAUGCUGCUCCUUCUUGAUUGGGAGCAGGGGUUGGAGUCACACCAUGCCCUCCGGCAGGCAGCGACACACAGCACGCAGAAUGCCAUGGAUAAGGCAAAGCCAGGGCUUGGUGAACUUCAAUAAAAUACAGCAGCCCCGGUGCCGGUCCACAUCCUUCGCUUUCAAACGCCAUCUGGAGCAUAGAGAUCAGGAACCCAGUUCCAAACACUUCCUCUCAGAGGACAAGAUGGCUGCCCGCUUCAACUCUCUUAGCCUGGACAAUGACCAUGUCUACAGCUCCAACGGUUUCCCUCUCUACGAUGAAGAUCCCAAGUGGCAAGAGGCAUAUGCACGCCUGAAAGAACUGCAGCAGAGGCUGCACCAAGAUGGAGCAAGUGAAGAAGUCAGUUCAGAUGAGGAUGAGCACAACAGUGUACUUGUGGAUGGGGAAUUCAUUAUGGCAGAUUGCCCCAUACUGGCACAUCCUUCCUUCCUACAAGAGCCUGUUGGAGGAGUCAGCCUUGUGCCUGAAGAAGUAUUUCUUUCUCUGAAUCCUUGUACAGAAGUGGUCCUUUGGAGCCCUCCUAGUAACUCAGGCUUUCACAGUAUCCGGACAUUGAUGGCUAUCCCAUCUUCCCUCAGCUCUCCUGCACAGCCUCAGCAAGAAGCAGGGGCAAUACAGGAGGAAAUGGAAAUAUGAGCUUUCACCCAUCUUGGUCUAAAGCCAAAACUCUUUUUUUCCGGUUGGCCUGUCAGACUUUCAACAAAUGACAUCAUUAUCCAGCAUCAACACAUUUGAUUGCAAAUGUUUUUACAGCAACAUAGGAACACCCAUAAUUUUUCAACCGACUGCAAUAAUCUGAUCCUCUCCCCUCUACUAGAUGUAAAAAUGUGUGUGGUCGUUUCUGGUGUGUGUGCAUAUUGCUGUUUUCUUUUCCAUGUCUACAGCUCCAACCGUUUCAAUAGGAAAGAUGCCAGGACUUAGGAAAAAGUGCAACUGUGGUGUCUCAGGGUGCUAUGACUUAAAAUAUUAAUAUUGCUUUUUAGAAGCAAUUUCGUAAUGGGCUUUCUGAAGUUCCCCUUUUUAUCUUAUCAGAGAGCUGAUAUUUUAACUUCCAUCCCACCCUACCAAAAAAAAUUGUGUUUGUGUGAAGAUCAACUAACAUUUUCUCUUUACUUGCGGGAGCAGCAUCUUGACCUUUUACUUCCAGAGAGCUGAAAACAAGAUGUUAUUCCAGAGGGUAACAACAGAUGGCAAUAUGACAAAAAAAAAA
Molecule: messenger RNA, 1565 nt
Organism: Lacerta agilis (Sand lizard)
Lineage: Eukaryota; Metazoa; Chordata; Lepidosauria; Squamata; Lacertidae
Gene: HCFC1R1
Product: host cell factor C1 regulator 1
Exons: 6
Coding region: 260-991 (243 amino acids)
Source: RefSeq, a predicted model, not a curated record